Messenger RNA from Vitrella brassicaformis, 1098 nucleotides. The record is from the annotation of a GenBank genome assembly. Lineage: Eukaryota; Vitrellaceae.
CAUCGGAGACUCUUUUCCUCAUUUUCUCUCUUCACUCAUUCAGAAUGCACCACAUCGCCUUCAUCGUAGCAUGCUCUUCCCUCCUCCAAGUUUUCCUUCUGGGGGCCGCAUCUGUGGUGCCGUCCGCCCUGGACACGAGGUCGGCCCUCGGUGAGACCUGCACCGACACAUCCGACUGCCCCGGCAAUCUCAGGACCGCCCCGGCAAUCUCAGGACCGCUGCUGCUGCAAGGACCCCCUCACGGCCGAGGCUACCUGCCAGACCAAGUACGCGAGGGGAAAUUGGGCAUUCCGCAGCACUCGUGUAUUGGCUGCAUCCAGAUCUCAUUGGAUCAGGGCCGGCGGAGCGCGGGCAUGUGGCGAUGGCGGGACCUGCCUGCCCUUCAAGAUGCCCAAACUCUCGCCCAUUUACGCCGGCGGUAAGACGCCCGACUCGCCCUUGUGCCCGGUCUCAUAUUGUGGUUGUUUCUGUGGGCAUUUGGCUGCGUGUGCAUUGCAGGUCUGCAGGCUGGCAAGGUGAAGACGCUGCAGGGGCUUGUAAGUGCCGGUGUGUGCUACCUCAACCAUGUCCCGGGCCACAUCAACAUGGACAACUGCCAGAUCAACCUGGUGGUCACAUAUGACCGCUUCUCAAAGGUCAGCUGGGGGGACUCCGGCGGGGACGCGGCAGGAAUCUCUAAAGACCCCUUUGCCGCGUUUGCUCUUGCUGCUCUUCUGCUCUUGCAGAUGUGUUUGAUGCCCAUCAAUAUCGGCGAUUUCCACUACAACGGCGCUUCCGUCGACCCCGCCUUUUGCUUCGCCGACAGCCAAAUCGCCUUGUAAGCGAAACAGCACACGCACGGAAAACUGCUGGGACCGUUCCUUCCUCUUUUUUGCAGCGACUUCGCUGGCCGCCGCAAGACCGUCUACGCCAAGGACGAGUGCAGGACCCGCUACACGGUGCAGGAGUGCGCCAAGCUCCACAGCGACGAAGCAUUCAUGCGGCCCAGCCACUUCAACGAGCGGAAGGCCGCCACCUCAUUCCCCAUCUACGUCAAGCCUUACUGAGCAGCACCGGCCGGCGAUCCGUUGUGGCGCGGUUGGUCAAACAAAGCGUGAC